Molecule: messenger RNA, 3057 nt
Organism: Zeugodacus cucurbitae (melon fly)
Lineage: Eukaryota; Metazoa; Arthropoda; Insecta; Diptera; Tephritidae
Exons: 3
Coding region: 353-1417 (354 amino acids)
Source: RefSeq, a predicted model, not a curated record
AACCCUGCCUUGAGUCGUUUCUUUUCUCUAGAAGAUUUUCUGUGAGUUGCACGCGAAUAGAUUUUGCUGAACUCUACGAUUGUCUUUUUGCACUUUUAAUUUAAAUAUAUAAUCUGUGGAAGAAUAGCGCCAGUUGCAGUGCAAAAACGCAUCCCAGCAAUAGAAUAACAAAAAUAUUAACAACAUAUUUGUUUUAAUUUUGGCAAUCCGUGCGGAGUAAUAUUCUUUAAUAUAAAUUUCUUUGAAAAAUGAGAACUUCAAUUGUGGCACAAUAUGCGCUUCGUAUGAGUUUUGGACAGGUUUAAAAACAGCUUUACAACUACUCCGCAACACAACACUCACAUACUUACUCAUGGAACAGAGCACAUUUCAACCUGGUGAUAUCUGCCUGGAAUGUCAGCUGAAUGGCCUAAGCCAUAAGUUGCGUUCAUUUUAUAUUGAUAUAGAUGAACAAAUAGUUAAAUGUGAAAGUUCAACCUGUCUGUAUCCAUAUGAAAAUGAUUUUUCUGAAUCAGAAGAUGAAAAUAAGACUGAAGAAGCGCAAAUUUGCGCUGCCAAAAUAAAUUCUCUACCUGAUCUUGAUGUAAGCACUUUUGAUAAUGAAUGCGAUGAUGCAGACAGUGUACGUUUUGUAGAAGCAUUGCUUGGCAAAAGCAACAAUAACGAAGUGGUGAAAACAGAUCUGAUACAGAACACCAAGCAAUGCCUAUCUGAAAGCUUGGACCAUGCAAUCACAUUGGAGAAAAAUACAGGAAGCACUUUAACAUUGGUUGAUUCUCUGCAAAGAAAUGAUACAGUGCAAACAGAAGGUGUUAGUUUUAUUGAUGCAUUAUUUAAUAAUUGUGAAAAUGAAACAAAGGAAUUCUGUGAUUUAAACACUUUAAAAGUUGAACCAACUCUUCCAGCAACAGCACAAACCUUUGAUAUGCCUAUAAUAACUUUUGACUUUAGCAAUACUCCUGCUAUAGUCGAGCAAAUGAGCCUGACUGAAGUGAAAAAAGAAAAUAAACCACAGAUCGAAAUUCAAUGCAUACAGACAGUUAAUGCAGAUUUUGCAAGUGCUACGCAUGAAGAUAAUAUAACGUGUAUGCCAAAAGUCUCAAUAAAAUCAUUGGAAUUAAUUAAGACGGAGUAUGUUAAAGAGGAACCAGCUGUGCAACCCACACCAAAACUGCCUUCCGAGCAAAAAGACAACGCUAACUCGAAUGGUGGCGAUAACAAAGUGCGCAUUUCUCGUUAUUUUGAUACUUUGCGUUUUAAACAGGGUAUGUUACAAAAGACAUUUACUAAACCAACUGCAACUAAAGGCAAGAAGCGCACCAAUAAACAACAACAACAAAUACCUAAGGCGGAAAACACUGCUGGGAGCAGUUUGGUAAAUGUGCUGGCUGUGCUGAGGAAUAAAACACAGAACUGAAUGGGCGACAAUUUGGUGACAGCUACAGUAUACAUCGCUUUAAUGGCAGAAGAAUUAUAAAGAUUGUGAGUUGUAGUUGAGUAGGUCAGUAAAAAGUGACAAAAGUGCUGUGUAUUUGUAUCCUACUGCUUUAUGGGACGUCAACAGUUUAUCAAACAGUGAUAAAUCUCAAUAACUCAUGUGAAAUCUUAGAAGCAAGUGAAUUAUUAAAUAAUAUUAGUUCUUAUAAUAAUAUAUAAUACAAUAAGAAGUGUACCAACUAGCAAGCCAUACUUCAUUCAGAAGUUUAAAAAUAUAAGUUUUUUAUACUAUAUAUAGGCAUUUCAUUUAAUUCCCAAGUCUAAUGAAGUCCAGCUGGCACGCUUCCGUUUCGUGAUCUUUAAGACAAUUCUUUUCUUUUCUAUUUUUAAUAAUUAAUGAUAAUGAAGAAGGAGAAUGCGAAUGCGAAACGAAAAAAACUCGCUUUGACGUAGCGCGUUUUAUUUAUUUUGGUUAAUCACAAAGCAUCGCCAUCGCACUGAAACUGGAAAUCUGCAUAUUUAUUUAUAUACAAAUACAAUUAUGUUUAUACCCAUUGACGCACUUUACAUUUAAAAUAUGUCAACGUGUCAGUGUAAUAAAUGCAGUACAAGCAAAUACAAUUAUUGUAUUUAUUUAAGUGCUUUAAUUUAUCAGACGGAGCAUAUAUCAAUUAAUGUAUUUUCCCCCAAACAUCAUGUCCUUGAACUUUAAAUGUUAUACGCAUCAGACUGAAAGUCACUGCAAUCUUUUACUUUCAAAAUAGAAUUUUUGAGCGAUUUGUAACCCUCAAUAUUUUCUAAAUGACAUUUGCACACAUUUCGAAUAUUCUACAAGCCAAUAAUAAUAUGGUGCGAUUACGUUCUAUUUACGGAAUCGAUGCCACUGUAAUAGCAGUAGUUUAGUAUAUGUACUUGGAAACUGCGAAAGAUUGGAAUUUACAAUUAUGCAAAAAUAAAUAUAAACGCUUAUCAACUCAUGUGAUUGAUGCCAGCGCCAACCGUAAACGGCAAAUUAUGUACGUCACAAGCUUGUGUUUGAGAUUAUUACCAUUUUGACGCGUCGUUAAUUCAACCAGAUGAUAACCCAAAAGUUCCUUUGCUUUUGUUAAUGUUAAGUUUCAUUUUUUUUGCACUCAUUCACACCUUUUUUAUUUGUAUGAUGGUAUAUUUUACACAAUUAGUUGAUCAAUGUGGUUCAUUAUUAUUAUUUUUUUUAAAUAAAUUUUUAACUCACAAACCAGCACAUUUUUUAUUUUAUAAAAUAUUGUAUAAUUUUAUAGAUAUAGAUUACGUGAAGUUCAAAGGGUAUCAGUUAGUUGCAAGGUUCUGGAAGAGAUUGCUUUAGAAAGUGUAAAUUGUGCACUGGAAUAAAAUUGUGCAUCUGUAGACAUAUAUUUUCGUCUUCCGCAAAAUAUUUUAACUGUUUUUUUUAUAAAAAAAAAAGUGGUGAACACCAUUUUCCAUAUCAAGGUGAAUGAGCACUAUCUUCCAUAUGAAGGUGACAAAUGCGUAGAUUAGUACGUUUCUAAAGCGUUUAGAAAAUGCGCAUUUAGCGCGCAUAAUAUAUAUUUCCUUCAUGGUAUUUGCAUUCGGCUUUACUAAAAAUAGACCACUAGCCUA